AUGCGCUACGGUAAGGAGGCCGAGCUUACUCUAACUAAUACCUUUAAAGACGCGGAUUUAGUUAAGGUUAAAAAGAACUUAUAUUAUUACUUCACAUGCGCUAAGUUAACUAAAUACCCGAAGGUACCGGGGGCUAUACGGGCGCCGAAGUAUACUAAAUAG
Molecule: messenger RNA, 162 nt
Organism: Colletotrichum lupini
Lineage: Eukaryota; Fungi; Ascomycota; Sordariomycetes; Glomerellales; Glomerellaceae
Exons: 1
Coding region: 1-162 (53 amino acids)
Source: RefSeq, a predicted model, not a curated record